Uloborus diversus is the source of this 853-nucleotide messenger RNA. Its product is annotated as prostatic spermine-binding protein-like. Lineage: Eukaryota; Metazoa; Arthropoda; Arachnida; Araneae; Uloboridae. The transcript is spliced from 2 exons. The record is from RefSeq and is a predicted model, not a curated record. Bases 129 to 761 code for a protein of 210 amino acids.
UUAUGUCGCUUCACCAACUUGUGCGCUUCAUUUUAAAACCAAAAUAAUACAUUGAACCUCAAUAUGUGUGUGUGAAAGAAAGAAAGAAAAGAAAGAUAAUACAUUUAAAGAAGGACUUUGAAAAGGAAAUGGAACAUAAAGGACGUAGCGAAGGAUCAUGCCCUGAAGUAGAGUGGGGGGCAAUGAAAAAUGUCACAACGAUGCGGAAAGAUCACGAAGACCCAUUGAUUGAGACCUCAACAGGAAAGGGCGAAGAAAAGCUUUCAGAUGGAAGCGAUCAUGCAUCAAAACCCCAAUUCAGUGCAUCUAACAGAGAAGAUUUGUAUGAAAGAUUAGUCGGUGCACUGGAGGGGAGAAAUCGACAGUUUGGAGCAAUGCAUAAGACUUUCGAAUCCCAAGGAAAUAGGUUUUUGAAAAUUGUAGCCGGCUUCAACGGAAUAUUUGAUGGUACGUUUGAAGACAACGAGUCUGAGCAUGAGAAAAAUGAAGCGAAGAAGGAUGAAGACAAGGCCAAAGAUGAAGAAAGAAAUGCGGAAGAUGAGAAAAACGAUGAAGAUGAAGAGGAGGUUGAUGAAGAAAUGGCAGAAGAUAAGAGAAACGAUGAAGAAGACGACGAAGAGGAAGAUGAGCAAAACGAUAAAGAAGAUGAUGAAGACGAAGAGGAAGAUGAGCAAAACGAUGAAGAAGAUGAUGAAGGCCUCGGAGAAGAUGAAGACGAUGGGGAAGAAGAUGAAGAUGAUACAUCAGAUGAAGAAUUUUAAAAAACUAGCUAAAAACAAAAUAUGUUACAAUAUUUUUUUCUGUCAUUCAUUCAUUCCUCUUAUUAUUUCUGGUUUAAAUAAAACAUUUAAUA